GCUUGCAAAACACGACGAGGCAGAGGAGUUUCUUUCCCCUACGGCAAAUGUAUAGCUAACUACAUAAAACCCAGUAGCUAUAUCGAUUGUGCUUCUCUGGAUGUUUAAAAAUCUACUACCCAACGUACCGUGCCUCUAUGCGCAAUUAUGGAGGAUCUGCAAGACUCCAGUUUCACUGGCCCCAGUGCCAUUAGUAUUGCUGCAGAACUGAAAGACACCUUCUACUUCAAGCUUGUCGAUGACUUCUUUGGACCACAGACUGGUGAUUUAUUGGAUCUAGAUGAAAAGCCCUGCACAAACCAGCUCCUAGUUCAAGUUGGACUAAUGAGAGAAGAGAAUGAUCUUUCAUGGGUUAAUGUAGUAAAAUGGCUUCAAAAGAUUUUUCCAAUGUUCCAAUCUGCAGAUUUCCAUUGUUUGAUUGAAAGGAAUACUGAAACAGCUAUGAGUUUAACUGGAGAUGCCAGACAAAGCUUUCUGGAGUCAGAUAUUAACUUUGAAUUUGUUGGCCCUAUAUGUGAUAGCAUUGGCAUUGGAAGGACUGAUUUGCUAGAAAUGUCUGAUUUUUCUGAUCGAGCAAAGUUAACAGAUGUUACUAAUGGUCUGAUGCUGGAGUUGACAAACUUUAUUGCAAGAGAAAAAAUUGACCCAAUUGUCUUAGUGUCAUGGCUUCGUAACUUUGAUCCAACUUUCUGCAGUGAUGGCAAAAUCCAAAAGGCCAACAAGCUGCUUCAGACCAGUCUACAAAGGUUCAGGAUACAAUACAGAAACAACCAGAGAAGCAGAAACAGGAAGAGUGGUUUGUUUGAUGAAUUCCUUCAAAGUCAGUUUGACCUCACUCCUGAUCUGGAAGACUCGGAAUUCAGGAGGGUGGCAGUAAUCAAAAGACAUUUGAAAAAGAAACGCCUGAAGUUGGUCCAAAAAAAAUCUAAUUUCCAAACCGCUAAAAUCAAACAGGAAAACCAACUUUUUGAUAUCUCAGACACUCAAGCUGAGCAUAAUUUGUCUCCUGGUUCUCAAAAGCACAAAGGUAAAUUGUUAUCUGACAGUGUUUUUGACUCCUACCAAACAAUUACUGUGAAACAGGAACAUGAUAUCCAGAGUAUAAGAUCUGUGCAGACAGAAGUGCUGGACCCUGAAGGAAACCCCCGGACUGACACAGGCGACUGUCUAACCCUGCUUGAUAUUUCUGUUCUAUCUUUGCAAAAGCUUAUGGAUAUGUAUGGAGACAAGAAUGAAGGUGCUAAGGUGGUGUCUAUGGAUCUCCUCAAAAAUCAGUUUUCUGUAAUGUUGAAAGAGGAUUCAAAAAUGAAUUCCUUGAAUGAGAUCGUCAUGUCUCAUGCCUCGAACGAAGACAACCCUCAGCCUGCUGUGCCUCCAUUGCAUUUUCUUCACUGUAACACCCAUUUCCUUCUUGACUUUGUUGAUGCCGUUGAGAAGCAGGUGAUGUCAUUUGAAAGGGAAAUUGUGACCACAACAGGAGAUAAGCUUGGACGCGACAACAACCCAAGGUUCCAAAGUUUUCUGAACUUUGAUGAGAGCGCUGUCACCCGUUACAUCCAUAUGGUUUGUGAAAUCUUGUGCUCAAAAGGGGAAACCAACAACAGUUAUCGACGGCACUGGCUUGCCUUUUGCAUUGAAAGAAAUAAUCCUUCUACGCUACCCAUUAAUCAGUCAAAUAGAUUCAUUAACUAUUUUGAGGCUGCAGCAGCACUUGUGCACCAUUAUAGAGAUGUUGCGUUAUUUGUGUCUGACCUGCAGCUGUUGACUGAUGAUUCAAAUAUUAUUCUGGAUAGUGUCAGUAAUGAUGCCAGUGAUGAAGCUAUACAGACUCUAGUCUGUGUUGUUGCUAUCGUGUACUGUAAAGUCUUGGGUCCCUUUUGGCAGCUCCUGAAGAGUGAUGCACAAUAUGUGCUCUUCAGUAAGUACAUUUUCUGCCUUUAUGACAAGCUCCUACAGUGGUCUGAAGAUGCAUCUGUUCUCUUGGAACCUGAGAGUGGGGCCAAUGUGUUUCUCCAGAUUCCAGUGCAAGAGAGAAAUUUUCCAGGGGUAUUCAUGUUCUGCCAUGCAAAUUCAAGUAACCAGUAUGGGACACUAAUGAAGGCAUGUUUGCAGAGGAUGAUGAAGGUCCUUGCAGCAGUGGUAGAGGAAAAUCUUAAAGAUUUCUUGCCUGGGGGCAGAUACUGCAAAGAACCUUCAUUGGAACUUGCGGAACAAUUAGCAAGCUGUACAUUUUCUCAGCUAAUGGGUGAGUAUCCAUUUGGUCAUGCAUACCCCUACAGCAAAAACAGACCAGAUAAAACUCAUGUCCAUGCUGAUGACAGUAUAUCGGAGGAAUUGGAUAGGCCGCCUACUCCUCCACCCCUGAAGAACACCACUUCACUUGGAGUUCCCGCUGGUACCACCCUAAGGCGUAAUGCAUCCAAGCCAUAUGUGAUGUUUGAAAGGGCGAAUUUGCGACCACUGGAGAGAAUGAAAAAGAAGAGGCUGAAGUUGAUGGACAAAAGGCAGAGAUCUCAAAGGCAAGACCAACUUUACAGGAAAAUGGUUCUCGCUGCGGUGGCUAAAAAUGGUGGCCCAUGCAAGAGUAUUCAGGAUGUUGAUCGAUUGCUUGCGAGAAUGAAAGGAACAAGCAAUUCUCAAACGCGAGAGGUCCUCCGCUGUGAGCUCAACUACCAGAAGUUUAUUGUUGGCUCCAGAGACACACAGCUCAAUCACAUAGGCUUCUCUUUGUCUGACAUGAUAAACAAACUGAAAGAUGUCUUGCCAUGUGAGAAAAUGACGAGCUUAAUCACUAAACCAACUGAAAAUAUUGUCAUCCAUGUUGAGAGCAAUGUAGAUCAAUGUAGCACCACAGCACCAUCUGCACCAAAGCCACAGGAAAACUCCAUGAGUCAGCCAAAUGAGGAUUUCAGCAGAGGAGUUGACGUGGGGAGUAGAGGCAGAGCAGUAGUCUUUCAGAGCCAUAGGGAGAACAUUUUUGAUGAGUUAUCACCCAUUUCAUAGAUCAAUGUUAACAUGAACAUUUUUUUUUUAAUUGUUAUACCCAAACAAGUCUUUGUUUGUUUGGGUUUUUUGGGUAAUGCCACUAUGUGGGCUUAUUUGCUUCAGUAGAAGGUCACUGGUUUUUUUUUUUGGUUUUUUUUUUUUUUAGCAUAUUCUUAUUUCCUGUAUUCUUAAUAAGUAACAUGUUUGCUUUUCAAACUUAUUUUUCUAUAUUGCAUAUGUGCUUAUUGCCAAUAAAACCAUGUAUAAAUAAGUA
Messenger RNA from Electrophorus electricus (electric eel), 3259 nucleotides. RefSeq names its product solute carrier family 52 member 2 (gene slc52a2). Gene Ontology annotation, biological process: riboflavin transport. Gene Ontology annotation, cellular component: plasma membrane. Lineage: Eukaryota; Metazoa; Chordata; Actinopteri; Gymnotiformes; Gymnotidae. The record is from RefSeq and is a predicted model, not a curated record. Gene Ontology annotation, molecular function: 3'-5'-RNA exonuclease activity; riboflavin transmembrane transporter activity.